UUUCCAGGGAGACAAAGUGUAGAAGGGAGGCGUACUUCUGGCAGAAGGAAUAACAUUCGCAAAGUCACAUCUCAGGAGAAAAAAAUGAUAUCUCGGCGUCCACAGUUCUAAGAAGCUGGGCAAUCUCGUGAAGAGUCGCUUGUGCAGAAACAGGCCAGGGCCGGCAUCGCUUCCUCUUUCUGCUUUUCUGUUUCCUAACGACGUCAGCAUAAAUAGGAAGCCGGAGAGACUCCGGGCUGCCUGGAGACUCCAGCAGGAGGUUGGUCUGUCCUGGCACAAAGAGUUUGGCCAUGUAUUGCUAAACAAGAUGCUAUGAAUCUAAUUUCGGAGGACUAGAAGCACUCACAGACCUGGCUGGAAAGGGAAAGACAGCAUCCCCACUGUGGGGCGGAGGCUCCCGGGGGAGGGAAGCCGGACAGAGUGUCUGACCCUCAACUCCGCCACAGAAGAACCCACUCGUGCUGGCCAGCCCCUGAUCAUCAGAGCUGGCCCCAGAGAUGGCGCUGACCCGCCAGCUGCUCCCCAUCGCCCUGCUGGCGCUCUGCUGGGGGCCCAGCAUGGCAGGGGCCCAAGGGACGGUCCCACUGCAGACCCUGCGCUGCCAUAACGACUACACCAGCCGCAUCAUCUGCAGGUGGGCGGACACCCAGGAUGCCCAGCGGCUCGUCAACGUGACCCUCUACCGCAGGCUGGACGAGGACCUUCCACAGCCAGUGUCCUGCGAUCUCAGUGAUGACAUGCCCUCAUUAGACGGCCCUUGUCCCAGCUGUGUGCCCAGAAGAUGCAUCAUUCCCUACUGGAGUUUUGCCCUUGCCGACUCUGACUACUUCUCAUUCCAACCAGACUGGCCUCUGGGCACCCAGCUCAUCGUUACUCUGAUGCAGCACGUGCAGCCCCCCGCGCCCAAGGACCUCCGCGUCAGCCCUGACGGGGACCGUUUCCUGCUGUCCUGGAAUGUGACCCAUGGGGUUUCUGAGAGCCACUGGCUGUCCAGCCUGGAGUUUGAGGUGGUCUACAGGCGGCUUCAGGACUCCUGGGAGGACGCCCCCACCAUCUACUCCAACUCCUCCCGGGCCAUCCUGAGGCCGGAGCACCUCACCCCCAGCAGCACCUACGUGGCCCGAGUGCGCACCAGGCUGGCCCCAGGCUCGGGGCUCUCAGGACGGCCCAGCCAGUGGAGCCCGGAGGUUCGCUGGGCCUCCCAGCCAGGGGACGAGGCCCAGCCCCAGAACCUCCAGUGCUUUUUCGACGGGGCUGCCCUGCUCAGCUGCUCCUGGGAAGUGAGGUCCGAGGUGACCAGCUCGCUCUCCUUCACCCUCUUCUACAAGCCCGGGCCCCAUGCAGGGGAGGAGGAAUGCGCCCCGGUGCUGAGGGAGGCAACCAGCAGCCCCUACGUCCGGCACCGGUGCCGGAUUCCCGUGCCCGACCCCAGGAGCCACAGCCAGUACGUCGUCUCUGUUCGACCCAAGGAGGAAGAGAAACUCAUCAAGAGCUCCGAUAACAUCCAGUUGGCUCCCCCGACCCUCAACGUGACCAAGGGCAGAGAUGGCUACAUCUUGCACUUGAAAAAAGAAAAAAUUCACAGUGGACUCAUAAGUCACAUCUUCCAGGUCCAGUACAAGAAAGAUGAAGAGACAUGGGAGGAGACCAAGACGGAGCUCUUCCAGAAUGCCCACAACAUGCCCCUGCCACCUCUGGAGCCGUCCACCAGGUACCAGGCCAGAGUGAGAGUGAAACCCAACCCCAGCGGCUACAACGGGAUCUGGAGCGAGUGGAGUGAGGAGCGCUCCUGGGACACUGAGUGGGAGCUGCCCACGUGGGUCCUGGCACUCAUCCUGGUCUUUAUCACCCUAACCCUGCUCAUGGCCCUGCGCUUCUGUGGCAUCUAUGGGUACAGGCUGAACCAGAAGUGGGAAGAGAACAUCCCCAACCCCAGCAAGAGCCACCUGUUCCAGAACGGGACUGCAGGACUCCGGCUCCCAGACAGCAUGUCCAUCCUCACCAGCGGGAGCUGCCCACACAAGGGGCCGUGGAGCAGCAGCUACCCUGAGCUGGAUGGGGUGUCCCCCGUGGACUACAGGCACCGUGAGGUGUCACCUCUCACCACAGAGGACCCUAAAGAUGCUUGUGACUCGUCAUGUGAGCCUGCCAUGACUCUGGCCACCUCGGAUGUCCCCACGGAGCAGCCUCCCAGCCCUCCAUCAGGUCUGGCAGCCUCCUCAGGCCAGCCUGAGAGCCAGGUUUCCUGCUUUGACUUCAAUGGUCCCUACCUGGGGCUGCCACACAGCCGCUCCUUGCCUGACAUCGUGGACCAGCAGGUGCCCCCACAGACAGAUGUGAGCAGGAGGCCACCGCCCCCAGGGUCCCUGGAGUACCUGUGUCUGCCCCCAGGGGGGCAGGUGCAGCUGGUCCCGCUGGCCCAGGUGACGGGGCAGGGCGAGGCUGGGGAUGCGGAGAGGAGGUCCAGCCCCGGGGCCGAGGGGAGUCCCUCCCUCGAGUCAGGGGCAGGCCCUGCCCCUGCCGACCCUGGACGAAAGGUGGGUGGUCAGGGCCCGGAGGACAGGGCCCCCACAGUUUUGCCCACUGGCUCUAGGGGUCCUAGGGGUGGUGUCGUGGCCUCUAGUUUUGUCACCACUGCAGAUCUGACAUUCACCCGGCCCACAGGGACCCCGUCUGCCUCCCAGGCUCCCCCUCUGGGCCUCCCCUCAGACCAGAACCCCAGCUUCUGUGCUAGAUUGGCUGAUGGGCCCCCUGUAUCCUCCGCCUGGCUGAAGCCAGAGUAUGAGGGCUAUGUGGAGCUCCCUCCAAAGAUGAGCCAGUUUCCCCAGUGCCCUCUGGUCAGUUUUACUCAUCUUGCAGCCAGGAGCCCCAACUGAGCCAUGUGUACCCCCAGGCAGAUGUGUCCCCAGCGUCUCCACCCCACAAAGAGCUUUCCUCCCACAGAGUGUGGGUAACUAUUGCCUCCCCUCCAGCUUUAGAGCUCCCUAGGCUCCUCCCAGGGCCAACCCUCCACUCCUGGAACUGGGGGCUCAGACCAAGGGACCCUGGCCAAGAUGCUCUUGCCAGUCCAAGUGUGAUGGACAAAGUAAAGCUUGGGUCUUCAAAGUGUGAAGCCACUGCAGGACCCAGCACCACUGAGGGGUGACAACAGGCCUGGAGAGGUGUGGCCACUUCCCCUGCCUCAGCUGGGGCUCUGCAUCCGCCUCCUUCCUUGUUCUGUCCUCUGGCUUCUUCCCCAGAACUUUCUGUGGGUCCAGAGACCAUUGUGGUAGAGAGCAGUGGUUCUCAAACUUUAUCCUGCACCAGAGUCAACUGCAGAACUGGUUAUAGCAAAAGAGCUUUUGAUUCUGUAGAUUUGGGGUGAGACACCCCCUAGGUUGUAUUUCUCAGGAGUUACCAGGUGACACUGAUGCUGUUGGUCUGACAAUUCCUCAGUUGUCCCUUGCCAUGUGCACGGCUGUGGGUUGGGUCCUCAGGGGCAGACAGGUGAGGGAGACCAGAUCCCUCAAGGUCUCUCAGGACAUCAGCGAGUGAGAACCCACACCCUCAUUACUUAUCUUCAAAGAAAUAAAAACAUUUUUUACGCUCA
Messenger RNA from Camelus dromedarius (Arabian camel), 3589 nucleotides. Its product is annotated as cytokine receptor common subunit beta-like. NCBI's taxonomy places the organism in Eukaryota, Metazoa, Chordata, Mammalia, Artiodactyla, Camelidae. Gene Ontology annotation, cellular component: membrane; external side of plasma membrane. The record is from RefSeq and is a predicted model, not a curated record. Gene Ontology annotation, molecular function: cytokine receptor activity; protein binding. Bases 498 to 2876 code for a protein of 792 amino acids. The transcript has 14 exons. Gene Ontology annotation, biological process: cytokine-mediated signaling pathway.